GUCGAAGUUUAAUAGUUAAUUUAAAAAGAGUGAUAGCAAAAAAAAUAUUGUAAAAUAAUCACUUAUAUGAAAAUAAUUAUUAAGUACAAUAUUUGAUGGGAUUUAUAAAGGUUGUAGAUAUAGAAGAUAAUACUAAAAGAGUGGAUAAAGAACAUAGUCAUUUUGUAACUGAUAUCGAAAGAGUUUAAAACUUUGCACUAAUGGCUCCAAACGUAAAGGAAGACAACAUAGAAUCAUUAGAAGAUGAUAAAUUUGAGAAGCUAGUGGCACCACAAGCGAGUCCAUGGAAAUUUGAACUUUUGCAUCCGGUUGUGUUAUACGUAUUUUCAAUUCAUGUUGCUUCUGUGUAUGGUCUUUAUGUUUCGUGGAGUUCAGUGAAGUGGGCUACGGUUGCAUUCACAUUGGCAUACUACGUGACAUCAGUGCAAGGGAUAACAGCUGGUGCUCAUCGAUUAUGGAGUCACAAAUCUUACAAAGCAAAAUUACCGCUUCAGAUACUCUACAUGAUAGCACAAUCAGCGACGAUGCAGUACAGUAUAAUAUGGUGGGCCAGCAAACAUCGUCAGCACCACAAAUUCAGUGACACGGAUGGUGACCCUCACAAUGCCACGAGACAUAUAUUCUUCUCCCAUAUUGGAUGGAUCAUGACCAGACCUCACCCUGAAGCUGUGAAGAGGAGAAAAUUAGUUGACGUAUCUGAUCUGAAAAGCAAUUCGGUUUUGGCGUUUCAAAGAAGACACAUGGUCCUAUUGAACUUACUCUUGGCGUUUCUUCUGCCUAUCAUCAUCCCUGUAUACUUGUGGUCUGAGAACAUCUACACCGCUUGGCACUUCAACAUAUUCCGUGUCACUAUCACCUACCACUGCAUAUUCUUUGUCAACAGCAUCGCUCAUAAAUGGGGUAUGAGACCCUACGAUAAGAAAAUGCAAGCAACCCAAGCUCCUUUUGUAGCUCACUUUUCCUUCGGAGAAGGCUGGCAUAAUUUCCACCAUGUCUUUCCCUGGGACUACAGUAGUGAUGAGCUUGGGAGUAAAUUCAGCUUUACCACUAAGGUCAUUGAUUUCUUUGCAAAGAUCGGAUGGGCGUAUGAUUUGAAGAGUGUCCCGAAAGAAGUGAUCUAUGAUAGAGCACAUAGAACUGGUGAUGGAUCGCCUGUAAUGAAGUCGGUGAGCUAGAUGUAGAAAUGUAUUGUCUGUAGUAAUAAAAUGACUUACUUAUUAACUCAUUCCUGACGAUCCGAUUACUCUAGCCUGGUGUAGCUAGCGACAACAAACACUUCAGAACCCGGUAUCGGAUCCCGCCGGCGUGGUCGACGAUUUCUCUAAUUCAUCGCUUAAAAAUCAACUGGAGUCGAUUAAUUCUUUCAAAUAUAGGCCUCUCAA
Messenger RNA from Pectinophora gossypiella (pink bollworm), 1382 nucleotides. RefSeq names its product acyl-CoA Delta(11) desaturase-like. NCBI's taxonomy places the organism in Eukaryota, Metazoa, Arthropoda, Insecta, Lepidoptera, Gelechiidae. Gene Ontology annotation, cellular component: endoplasmic reticulum membrane. The record is from RefSeq and is a predicted model, not a curated record. Gene Ontology annotation, molecular function: iron ion binding; stearoyl-CoA 9-desaturase activity. The transcript has 4 exons. Bases 201 to 1175 code for a protein of 324 amino acids. Gene Ontology annotation, biological process: unsaturated fatty acid biosynthetic process.